AUGACUUCCAUCAGAGAAUGGAAAGCAGACGAAUACCAAAAGAAUCUCGGCUUCGUCCCCAAGCUCGCGACAAAAGUGUUGGAGUGGCUUGACGUAAAAGCGGAUGACAAGGUUUUGGAUUUGGGGUGCGGUGAUGGAAUCCUAGACAUUGAAAUCGGCCGUGUCCUAGCCCAAGGAGGGGGCAAACUUCUGGGAUUAGACCGAUCACCGAGCAUGAUCCGGGCCGCGAGGGAGAAUGUGAGGAGGAAGGAGGUUGGGUUGGAGAGGAAGUGUCUUUUUAUUGUAGCAAACACCUCCGACCUCCUCAAACACUCAGCCAUGGCCCACCAACCAGAACACUUCAGCAAAGUCUUUUCCUCCGCGGCCAUCCACUGGAUGCUCGGCAGCAGCAGUGGUUCUUCUCUGGAUGACGACGGCCCGGUGUCAAACAGGGGCAGAAAGUUCUUUGAGGGGGCCCGGUACGUUCUCAAGAAGGGGGGCAAGUUUGUCUUUGAGAUGGGCGGGAUGGGGAAUAUCGCUGAGGCGAGGGCCGCGAUGGUGGGGGUGGUUGCUAGGACGCUGAAACAAGCGCCCGAGAAUAUUAGGGAGCCGUGGUUUUUUCCUGAUGAGGAGUGGGUCAGGGACAUGAUGGAGGUCAAGGUUGGGGGGUUUGAGGUCGAAAGGAGUGAAAUGGAGUGGAGGCCUACCAAGAUUGAUGGGAAGGGGGGCCUGGAGGGGUGGGUUAGGUUGAUUGGGGGCAAGUUGUUUUGGUUGAUCAGGGACGAGAAAGAAAGGGAGGAAGCGGUGAGGGAGGUGGUCAGGUUGUUGGAAAUUGUUUGUAGAAGGGAACCAGCGCGCGAAAGGGGGGAUGUGGAGUACAUGGUGAAUUAUGUUCGGUUGAGGGUCGUUGCUAGGAGAUUGUAG
Podospora pseudocomata is the source of this 903-nucleotide messenger RNA. RefSeq lists its product as uncharacterized. The transcript is spliced from 3 exons. The record is from RefSeq and is a predicted model, not a curated record. Lineage: Eukaryota; Fungi; Ascomycota; Sordariomycetes; Sordariales; Podosporaceae. Bases 1 to 903 code for a protein of 300 amino acids.